AUGAAACAAAAUAUAAUCACAGCCGUGGUAGUUCCGUUCUCCAUCUUCCGCUAUCGUCUGCGUAUGACACUUGCUGUACGCUGCCCCGGGACCCGCGGGAGCCUAGCGUCACUCCGAAGCACCUUGGGACAACGUUUUGGAGCAAGUGAGAAAGUCAGCGUGCCGCAGCUCGCAGCAGAGGGCAGCAAAGGACACUACAAAUACCACUGGCAGAGCCACAAUGUCAAGCAGAGUGGAGUGGACGAUAUGGUCCUUCUCUCCAGAAUCACAGAGGACUCUAUAGUGGAGAACCUAAAGAAGCGAUACAUGGAUGACUAUAUUUUCACAUAUAUUGGCUCAGUAUUAAUCUCUGUGAAUCCUUUCAAGCAGAUGCCAUACUUUGGGGAAAAGGAAAUUGAGAUGUACCAGGGAGCUGCUCAGUAUGAAAACCCACCACAUAUUUAUGCUCUUGCAGACAGCAUGUACAGAAACAUGAUUAUUGACAGAGAAAAUCAGUGUGUCAUUAUUAGCGGGGAAAGUGGUGCUGGAAAGACUGUAGCAGCUAAAUAUAUCAUGAGUUACAUCUCCAAAAUUUCAGGAGGCGGCCCUAAAGUGCAGCACGUGAAAGACAUUAUUCUGCAGUCCAACCCUUUAUUGGAGGCCUUUGGGAAUGCAAAAACUGUACGGAACAACAACUCCAGCAGAUUUGGGAAAUACUUUGAAAUCCAGUUUAGCCCAGGUGGAGAGCCAGAUGGUGGGAAAAUCUCCAACUUCCUACUGGAAAAAUCUCGAGUCGUGAUGAGGAAUCCUGGAGAGAGGAGCUUUCACAUUUUUUACCAGCUAAUUGAAGGGGCCUCCUCAGAGCAAAAAAGCAGUCUUGGCAUCACCCGUAUGGACUACUAUUACUAUCUGAAUCUCUCUGGGUCCUACAAAGUAGACGACAUCAAUGACAAAUCUGAUUUCCAAGAAACUCUGCAUGCAAUGAAUGUGAUUGGGAUCUUUGCAGAGGAACAGGCAUUGGUACUGCAGAUAGUGGCAGGAAUAUUACAUUUGGGAAACAUCAGCUUCAAAGAAGUUGGCAACUAUGCAGGAGUGGAGAGUGAGGAGUUUUUGGCUUUUCCUGCUUUCCUCCUGGGAAUUAAUCAGGACCGCCUAAAGGAAAAACUGACCAGCAGACAGAUGGACAGCAAGUGGGGAGGCAAAUCCGAGUCCAUUAACGUAACGCUAAAUGUGGAGCAGGCCUGCUACACCAGGGAUGCGCUGGCCAAAGCCCUUCAUGCCCGUGUCUUUGAUUACCUGGUGGAUUCCAUUAAUAAGGCUAUGGAGAAGAACCAUGAAGAAUAUAACAUUGGUGUCCUUGAUAUUUAUGGCUUUGAAAUAUUUCAGAAAAAUGGCUUUGAACAGUUCUGCAUCAACUUUGUUAAUGAAAAACUGCAGCAGAUUUUUAUUGAACUGACGCUGAAAGCAGAACAGGAAGAAUAUGUGCAAGAGGGAAUUAGAUGGACACCAAUAGAUUACUUCAACAACAAAAUAGUGUGUGACCUUAUAGAGAACAAAGUGAAUCCCCCCGGGAUUAUGAGCAUUUUGGAUGAUGUGUGUGCCACAAUGCAUGCAGUGGGCGAAGGAGCUGACCAAACACUACUUCAGAAGCUCCAGAUGCAGAUUGGGACUCAUGAACAUUUCAACAGCUGGAACCAAGGAUUUAUCAUUCAUCAUUAUGCUGGAAAGGUAUCUUAUGAUAUGGAUGGAUUCUGCGAGAGAAAUCGGGAUGUUCUUUUCAUGGACUUGAUUGAACUCAUGCAGAGCAGUGAUUUACCUUUUAUAAAGGCUCUGUUUCCUGAAAACCUCCAAGCAGACAAGAAGGGCCGCCCUACCACUGCAGGCAGUAAAAUUAAGAAACAAGCAAAUGACCUCGUUGGCACCUUGAUGAAAUGCACACCCCAUUACAUCCGCUGCAUCAAACCCAAUGAAACAAAGAAGCCUCGAGACUGGGAGGAGAGCAGGGUAAAACAUCAAGUAGAAUACUUAGGUCUGAAAGAAAAUAUUCGAGUAAGAAGAGCUGGCUACGCCUACAGACGGGUCUUCAAGAAGUUUUUGCAGAGAUACGCCAUUCUGACCAAAGCAACGUGGCCUUCCUGGAAAGGAGACGAGAAACAAGGAGUUCUCCACCUGCUCCAGUCUGUCAACAUGGAUCCUGACCAAUACCAACUUGGGAAAUCUAAAGUCUUCAUCAAAGCUCCAGAGUCUCUAUUUUUGUUGGAAGAGAUGAGAGAGAGGAAGUAUGAUGGGUAUGCCCGGGCCAUCCAGAAGGCAUGGAGGAAGUAUGUGGCCAGGAAAAAAUAUGUACAAAUGAGAGAAGAAGCUUCCGAUCUAUUGCUGAACAAGAAAGAGAGAAGACGAAACAGCAUUAACAGGAAUUUCAUGGGAGAUUACAUAGGCAUGGAAGACCAUCCAGAGCUGCGCCAGUUUGUGGGCAAACGGGAGAAGAUUGACUUUGCAGAUACCGUCACAAAAUAUGAUAGGCGGUUUAAGGGUGUGAAGCGAGAUCUUGUCCUCACUCCAAAGGGUGUAUAUCUGAUUGGGCGUGAAAAGGUAAAGCAAGGUCCCGAGAAAGGCCAAGUGAAGGAGGUCUUAAAGCGGAGGAUGGAAGUGGAGAGAAUUCUUUCUGUUUCUUUAAGUACGAUGCAGGAUGACAUUUUCAUUCUACAUGAGCAGGAAUAUGAUAGCUUGCUUGAAUCAGUCUUCAAAACUGAAUUUUUAAGCCUUUUAUCAAAACGAUACGAAGAGAAAACACAAAGAAAACUACCUCUGAAAUUUAGCAAUACACUUGAAGUGAAGCUAAAAAAGGAGAAUUGGGGGCCCUGGAGCUCCGGUGGGUCUCGUCAAGUACAGUUUAUGCAAGGCCAAGGUGAUAUAGCCAUUCUCAAGCCCAGUAACAAAGUGCUGCAGAUCAGCAUCGGACCAGGCCUACCAAAGAAUUCCCGUCCUACUAGACGGAACCUUACCCAAAGCAGAGGGUAUUCCAGCAGGUCUCAAGGUCAGACGUACCCUAUGAGAGCUGCACCUCCUCCUCCAGGUCAUCAUCAGAAUGGCAUAAUAACCCCCCCACAGUCUGUGCCACAUUCCCAAGUCCCAGCAAAUCAACGAGCCAAUCAGAAAAACCUGUACACAAAUAUGAUCCGACCACCUUUACCACAGCAGCUGUCAGGAGGAUCAGGCAGGAUUUCAGAGCAACCAGACAGCUUGGAUUUCCUGAAAGUACCUGACCAAGGAGCAGCUGGUGUUCGCAGGCAGACGACAAACCGGCCCCCACCAGCUGGGGGAAGACCUAAACCACAGCCAAAACCCAAGCCUCAGGUACCACAGUGCAGGGCACUGUAUGCAUAUGACGCUCAGGACACAGACGAACUUAGCUUUAAUGCCAAUGACGUGAUUGAUAUAAUCAAAGAAGAUCCUUCUGGUUGGUGGACAGGAAGACUACGAGGGAAACAAGGUCUGUUUCCCAACAAUUAUGUGACCAAGAUAUAAAAGCCUAAGGAUUUGUCAGAUGAAAAAUAACAUAAUAUUACCAGUGGUUGAAGAUAUUUUCCCUUGCCUUCAGGACACUUGUUCUUCUGAGAUCUGUCAUUCUCAGCAGCAUUUCCACCAGUGAAGUUGUAUACAAGCAGGAAGAAAAAAUCAGUUAGUUUUCCACAAAGCAAACUUUGAUCUUUGCCUCAGAAACACACAGCAAUGGACAUAUUGACAAAUUAUUUAUUAUAUUUAAAGCCUGUUUUUUAACACCCAGUGAGUGUUAAUGCUUAAACCUAUUAUCUUCCUGAAACUGAGAGGUGCUUUGCAGUCUGGGACCAGGAACUUUGAAAGGGGUAUAUUUAAUAAGUGCCUUUCAGUUGAAUAUCAGUAAUCUUUUUAAUUAUCUAAUGAAGAUAAUGUUAAAUGGACAUUUCCUCUAAUGCAGAUCAUUCUGGGGAACAUGUUAAGUAUGCUGCUACAUGUCAAAAAGAUUUAGGAUCACUUGGGAUAUUACCAUCUAAAAGUCUACUGUGAUGGUAUAUUUAAAUACUUCUGUACAGAGCUGUAAUGGACGUGGUUUGUGUUUGCUGAUGUAUUUAGGGACUCCCAACAGGCACUAGAAAAAGAAAAGACAGAAAACAAUGCAGUACUGUAUGCUAAACAAUGUUGCCUUCUUCAAGAUUUAUAUUAGAAUAUGGCUGGCCCAUGUUGGAUUUAUGUUUAAUGCUCUACCUGUUAUAAGAGGUGUCUUUAUGCAGAGCUGUACAUUUAUAUAAACAGAUCAUAUACUGUAUAUAGAAACCUGAAUAUGGUAGAAACAUGUAUGAAUGUAUAAUGUAGUAGUCCACUGUUCUUACUCAUAACAUAGUUUUACUAGAAUUCUUAUGCCAGGUACUUACAGAUAUGCACUACUCCUUUUAAAUAGUAAAAAGAAAAGUGUUAUUGCUCAAGUCUGAUUGCCUCCCACACCAUUCAAAAUGGCUGUUGCUUGCCAUACAGAUAGCAGCAUUCAUGUCUUCUGAACCUCCAUAAAAUAAAACACAAAAAACUGUUAGCUGAACUGUUCUAUUCAUUGUACAGUUUGUUUUCAGGAACAUAUACCAGCAGAUCUCUUCACAACCCAAGUUUGCUGGCUUUUACUGUGUAGGUUUCUAAAGAAGAAAUUGCCCUCCUCUCCAAACACAGAACUGUUCUCACUACACCCGAAUGAACUGCUAUGUGCAGUACAUUUUUCUGGUUAAGAGCAGUUUAAAAAA
Molecule: messenger RNA, 4748 nt
Organism: Struthio camelus australis
Lineage: Eukaryota; Metazoa; Chordata; Aves; Struthioniformes; Struthionidae
Gene: MYO1E
Product: myosin IE
Biological process (GO): actin filament organization; vesicle transport along actin filament
Cellular component (GO): myosin complex; vesicle; cytoplasm
Molecular function (GO): microfilament motor activity; ATP binding; actin filament binding
Source: RefSeq, a predicted model, not a curated record